AUGAUUAGAUCAACAUUUGCAAAAAGUUUCCAUAGAUUACUAAGUCAUACAACUUCUCCCACUCCACCUCCUUCUCAUUUCUCGAAUCCAAAAGAAAUACCACCAACUUACUCCGAAGAAGUUUUUCAACCCCAGCCUUUAACUGCUCAACAACUGCAACAACAACAACAACAACAACAACAAUUGGGAACGACAGCAUCAUCUUCUUCUAAUCCAACCGAGUCCAAAACAUCACCGAAACAACAUGAUGGGUCCAUAAGAGAGAUUACUGCUUUAAUAGCUAUGUUUGCAUUAGCUUAUAUUGCCAUUGAUAAUUAUACUGAACGAAUAAGAUUAGAUAAACUCCACACUGAAACAACAGCCAUCAAUUUAAAAGCAUUACAAAUACAGCAAUUAAACAAUCAACGAGAGAAGAAAGCAAAAGAUUUGAAAAUGCUACAAGAACGUAAAGAAUUUAAUAGAAGAGAUUUUAAAAUGGGUCUACAUAUUGCAUUAUUAAGAAAACAAUUGAUCGAUUUAGGUUAUACUCCUAUGGAUAUUGAUUUAGCAAUUAAAGAAUUUGAAAAAAAUGUUAAACAAGAUAAUUCUAUCAAACAUGUAAAUGAUCAAUAUUUAUGGUUAGAUGAUAAAUCAGGUAUGUAA
Candida tropicalis MYA-3404 is the source of this 642-nucleotide messenger RNA. RefSeq lists its product as uncharacterized. The transcript has a single exon. The record is from RefSeq and is a predicted model, not a curated record. NCBI's taxonomy places the organism in Eukaryota, Fungi, Ascomycota, Pichiomycetes, Serinales, Debaryomycetaceae. The coding region runs from base 1 to 642 and encodes 213 amino acids.